Molecule: messenger RNA, 1107 nt
Organism: Lactuca virosa
Lineage: Eukaryota; Viridiplantae; Streptophyta; Magnoliopsida; Asterales; Asteraceae
Source: the annotation of a GenBank genome assembly
CCCCUCUUCUUCGAUCAUCAAUCAAUCAAUCGCCAACCACCGGCAACCACAAUGCAACAAGGCGAUCACACCCCCACCACUCCGUAUCAUCGCAAUUACCCUCAAAACCCUAAACCUAAUCCCAUCACCACCGAUCACCACCAUCCUCCGGUAACUUACGCCUCCGCCAACACCACUACUUACCAUCCUCCAACCUCCGAAUACUAUCCUGCUUACCCUCAACAGAAUCCCGAUCCUCUCUCUCCUACUGACCCUUCUUACGAUCCUCCCCCUCCAAACCCUAAUCCACAACCCUCAAUUUUCCCCAAAGUUGAAGCAUCGCAUACUCCCUAUCGAUCUCAACAGCCUUAUAAUCCACCUUAUGAUCAUCAUCAGACGCAUUCCACUUACCCAUCUCCACCCGCGUCUUCGAUUCCUCAAAAUCGUAUCCCUUUGAACCACAGUUCAAGCGUUCAGUACUCAUCGUCUCUGUAUAAUAAUGCACCUUCGGUUCCUAGUCAGGUCCAGGGUCCCGUAUAUGAGAGUCCAUAUGAGACAGGUUAUGAUGGUAAUUACGGUAGGAGCUCAUCGGAUCUAAGGGUCGGGGGUGGGAGUGCUGAUUAUCAUGGGAAGCGACCGGAUGUGGGGAUGUCUAGGUUUGAAUCAAGCGGUGGGUAUGGUGAAGGUGUUAAUGAUAUACCAAAGGCUGAUACAAGGGAAGGUGUUAAGGGUGGGGUAAAGAAGUUCAGGGUGAAGUUGUUGGCUGAAAGUGGCAACCAGAUCACCAUGGAUGUUCUUUGCCAGAUUGGAUCGGAUGAUAUCCAAAUUCUUGAUCCAUCUACCAAUCGGACUUUGAGAAUAUAUUCUCUUGAUACAGUAACAAGAUGUGAAGUGUAUGACUCAUCUACCUUUGCAUUUUGGUCGAAGAGUUCUUUAGACAUUGAGCCAAGGCGUAUAAGGCUCCAAUCCAAUAGUUACAUUACAAACACAUUAUUGGACACUCUUACAACAACAACCACAAGAACCACUCAAGCAACCACUCAGAUGACAAACUCAAAUGUUUCCACACACCAAAAAACUCUAUCCCUCCGUUACAAACUUGUAUACAUGGCUGACCAAUUAAAAUAA